Arthroderma uncinatum is the source of this 2022-nucleotide messenger RNA. RefSeq lists its product as uncharacterized. The coding region runs from base 1 to 2022 and encodes 673 amino acids. The record is from RefSeq and is a predicted model, not a curated record. NCBI's taxonomy places the organism in Eukaryota, Fungi, Ascomycota, Eurotiomycetes, Onygenales, Arthrodermataceae. The transcript has a single exon.
AUGAUGCCCUCCAGACGGCCUCUCCCGCUCUCACCUGAGUGGACGUCGCCAGAUGUCUAUGUGGAAUCGCUCCUAUCAUUCGCAACAAAAUCAGAAUUAUUUAAAAAUUUCUGCGGAGGCGUACAUAUAUUAGAUUUCCUUAUCCGAGAUCCUGACCUAUACACCACUGUCAUCCCCGAAGACUGGCGCGAGUUCUUUGCCCGCCAUGAAAUUUUAGAUAUACUGGAUUUAUUGAUGAGAGAAGAUAUCACUCCGUUUUUAAAUGCAGAUAUAAAUAUACGAGGAGAAGAUAAUGAGAAUUUAAGCGAUUCUUCUACUUGGAGAGACGGUCCACAACCGCCCAGGAGCCUGGUUGAAUAUAUUCAUACUAUCAGACGGCACUCUCUCCUGAGAGAUUUCGCGCCAGCCGAUGAACAGCCAGAUAUCAAUCGGCCUGUCGGCAAGAAACGCAUUCCGUACCAUGUCUUUAUUGGAAUGAAGCCAAAGAAAUGCCACGAGGUAGAGAACUUUUCGAAAUACGUUGCCUCCCUUACUGAGGACGUGGAUCGCAUUAGAGGAGCUUCUGGCGCCGGCAAGGAGAAAGUAUCUCAUAUCGUGGAUUUCGGAUCAGGUCAGAAUUAUCUGGGCAGGGCUCUGGUCGGUCCGCCUUAUAACCAGCAUGUCAUUGCUAUUGAACGGCGGCAUAAUGACAUUGCUAGCGCGAAGAGGAAGGAUAUCAGGGCAAAGGUGACGGAGAAGACUAUAGUUAUGAGGAAUAAAAAGGAGCAUAGAGCAAAGAAACGAGCUGCUGCGCUAGCGAAUGGCUCUGAGCCUACGUCUACGACCGUAGUUGAGAGCGAGAUCAUUAUUGAUUCACCAGCCCCUGAAACGGACGGAAGAGAAGCCAGCCAGGCUGAUUUGGCAACAAUAGUUCUUGUUGCUGAUGCGGAACCCGAUACUAAGUCUGGUGAAAAGGCUACUACUACAAAGUCGGAUGGCCCUAAAGGUUCGCUGGAUUAUGUUGAGCAUGAAAUCCAAGAUGGAUACCUAGAACCUAUCAUCAAACACAUCAUCAGGACGCCCGGAAACAGCCCAGAACAUGAGAGUAUCUCUGCCAACGGCUCCUCUCCUCCCGAUUCAGUGGUUACGCCUACGCCUACUUCGGAAUUGUCACCAUCACGGGUCAUGGUUGUGUCGCUUCACUCCUGCGGCAACCUGGUGCACCACGGCAUCAAAUCACUCGUCUUGAACCCUUCGGUCGUCGCCAUCGCUAUGAUCGGGUGUUGCUAUAACCUGAUGACAGAACGGCUUGGCCCUGCAACGUAUAAGAUACCCUCACUAAGGCUGCCCAAUUCUCGCCUAGAACGGACAUCCAGUUCCUGUGACCCACACGGUUUCCCAAUGUCGAGCCAUUUCGAAAAUUAUACCCAUGAAAACGGUGACGGGAUCCGACUGAACAUCACCGCUCGGAUGAUGGCCGUCCAAGCUCCGUAUAACUGGAGCAAGGAUGAUAGCGAAGCAUUCUUCACGCGCCACUUUUUCCGCGCAUUGCUGCAGCGGGUGCUAGUCGACUAUGGAAUUGUUCCAGUUCCAGGGAAAACGAGCUCUGGUGACACCACGCCUGGAGAAGGACGGGACGAGCCAGAGCCCGGAGUUCUCCAAGACACAGAGAUACCCGGCUGUCCACUCAUCGUGGGAUCACUGCGGAAAUCUGCAUUUCUGUCCUUCACGGCAUAUGCACGAGCGGCAGUGGCGAAAUUGGUGCACGAUCCUCUACAUGGCAGUGCGAUCAAGGAGCGCGUUGAGUGUCUCACUGACGCUACACUGGAGGAGUAUGUUACUCAGUAUCAGUCGGCGAAGAAGAACCUAAGCGUAGUCUGGAGCCUUAUGGCGUUCAGUGCUUCGGUCGUCGAGUCGAUGAUCGUAACUGAUCGCUGGCUGUAUCUUCGGGAGCAGGAGGCCGUGAAGGAUGCUUGGGUUGAGCCUGUGUUUGAGUAUUCACAAAGUCCGAGGAAUCUUGUUGUUGUUGGCGUUAAAAAGUAA